AUGGAAGUCUACAACUGGGCACGCGAACUCCUGGAAGAUGUUCCAGGCGGAAAUCUCAAGUGGCUGAUUCUUGCAACUGGCGUUGGAUAUCUGGCUUAUCGAAUUCUCUGGUGGGGCUACGUCCAGAUCCAACUCCCCCCUGGUCCGAUCGGCUGGCCUUGGUUGGGCUACACUCGUUGUCUGGGUAGUGACGCCUUCAAGGAAGUACAGCUGCUCCACCGCAAAUACGGUCCAGUUGUGAGUUUCAGGCUCUGUGGAAAGCUUGUGAUCGUUCUCAAUGACGAAGAUAGCAUUAAAGAGGCGGCCUUGAGACAACGCGCGCUCAUCGGACGACACACAAUGCUAACCAAUCACCUUCUUGCAAAGGGCUUCGGCAUAUCCAAUUACGAUGGUGAGAAUGCAACCUUCUUGAGACGAAUCUUCAUCCGCGGUCUUCACCUUGUCAUGCCAGGAAGGACCUGCGAUAGACUAGGCCGAUCGCCACCAGUCUCCGAUGAUCCUCUUAACGCGUCCACAGAUCGGGCAGAUUUACUCACCGAAAAAAAGUUGGCGGCUGAGUGCUCAAAACUAGUCGACUUCCUGCACCGACAAAAUGGCGAACCAGUUGAGAUUAAUUCCGUCUUCAGACACCUCGUGUGGAACGUGGUUUGGGUGGCCGGUUUCGGAACAGACUGUCCCCUUGAUGACAACACAAUCACGGAACUAAUUCACUGUGUGGCUGAAAACAAUUCAGUUAAUGGACCUUUUCAGUUUAAACAGAUGCUUCCAAACAUCUGGUACUACGUGCUCUUGCAUUCUAGACUGGCACGUAGGAUGCUGGGGGUGGACGAGAUAUGGAACAGGUAUGAACGUGUCACGUCGAUUCUGAGUCAUGCCGUGCAGACAGUUAUCGCAAAUCCCAAUCGAUCGAAAGGGUGUCUCAUCUCUCAACUCCUCGACGGUGGCGGAGGCAACGUUUCAUUGCAAGACGUGAAUCGAUUGGCUUUCGAGUUGAUGGCAGCCGGUGUGGACACGACGACGCUAACGCUUGUCUGGAGCUGCUACGCGAUCGCAAGUGGAAAAUUGGAGGUGUCAGACGGCGACGCCUUCGGUGAAUCCCAUCUAGAGGUUGUGCAUCGCCUCGCCAGUGUAGUACCCAUGGCUCUGCCGCACUACGCCCGCUUCGACAGUCGUAUCCAUGGCUACUACGUGCCGAAAGGCAGUGCCGUCUUCUUUAACGUCUUUGCCGUUCAUCAAGCCCAGCUGCAGGCUUUGGCUGCGAAACGCGGAUGUCCACACGCGCAAAAUGGAAUUUCGAGGCCAAAGACGCUUCUCUGCGAGUCGGCGAUACCUUUUUCGUUGGGUCCUCGUGCGUGUCCGGGAUUCAUGUUUGCAACGCGCGUUAUCACCAGGGUGAUGAGCCACAUUGUCGAGCAAUUUCGAAUUGAGGAAUGCAGCGAUGCCUCGGAUACGGCAAACUGUCAGACUGGUGGCCUCACCCGACCCCCAGUUGCCCAAUGUUAUCGAUUUAUUGCGCGAAAAGACAUAAACCUCCGGGCCCAGCAGUAA
Mesocestoides corti is the source of this 1548-nucleotide messenger RNA. The record is from the annotation of a GenBank genome assembly. Lineage: Eukaryota; Metazoa; Platyhelminthes; Cestoda; Cyclophyllidea; Mesocestoididae.